Messenger RNA from Gadus morhua (Atlantic cod), 3624 nucleotides. RefSeq names its product WD repeat domain 19 (gene wdr19). The record is from RefSeq and is a predicted model, not a curated record. Gene Ontology annotation, molecular function: protein binding. Gene Ontology annotation, cellular component: intraciliary transport particle A; cilium. Gene Ontology annotation, biological process: intraciliary retrograde transport; cilium assembly. NCBI's taxonomy places the organism in Eukaryota, Metazoa, Chordata, Actinopteri, Gadiformes, Gadidae.
CCCGGACAACCCCAUAGAGCUGGCCUUCCAGCCGCGCUACGGCAGCAUCGUCUCCUACCGCUGGUACGGUGAUGGCUACAUCCUGAUUGGCUUCUCCCACGGCUACUUUGUGGUGAUCUCCACCCACAUCCGGGAGAUCGGCCAGGAGCUGUACCAGGCGCACAACCACAAGGACAGCCUGACCAGCGUGGCCAUCUCCCAGUCCUUGAACAAGGCUGCGUCCUGUGGAGACAACAGCAUUAAGAUUCACGACCUGACGGAGCUCAAAGACAUCAGCAACAUUGUGCAUUUGGAUGACGAGACUAAAGGCCUGGACCAGCUGAACUGGACCGACGACGGGCAGCUGCUGGCCGUGUCCACCCAGAGGGGCACUCUGCACGUCUUCCUCACCAAGCUGCCCAUCCUGGGGGACAGCUGCGGCACGCGGCUGGCCUACCUCACCUCGCUGCUGGAGGUCACCGUGGCCAACCCGGUGGAGGGGGAGGCCCCAAUGGCCAUAGAGGUGGAGGUGGAGCCCACCUUCAUCGCGGUGGGGCCCUUCCAUGUCGCGGUGGGCAUGAACAACAGAGCCUGGUUCUACGCCUUGUUGGACCAGGAGGCGGGGUUCAGCCGGCUGAAGGACGUGGAGUACCUGGGGACCGUGGCCAGCAUGUGCCUCAGCGCCGACCACGCUGCCGCCCUGCUGGAGGGGAAGGUGCAGCUGCACAUGAUCGAAAGAGACGAGCAUGACGAGAAGAAGCAGAUGAAGCUGUUCCCCGAGGACGAGCGCACGCAGGGUCGCAUCCUCUGCCACGCCCUGACCGCCGACCUGCUGUACUACGGCACUGAUACGGGCACUGUGGUGUGUGUGUUGCUGGAGGACCAUCAGGCGCUGAGCAGCUAUAAGCACACGCUGGGCGUGAGGAAGGUGUUCCCGGACCCCAACGGCACCCGGCUCCUCUUCAUCGACGACAAGAACGGAGGCUUCCUGCUGUCGCCCGGCAACGCCACAGACUCGUGCGUUGAGCUGCCCAGCUUCUCCCCCACCAUCACGGGCGUGCUGUGGGAGAACUGGCCGGCCGAUCGCGGCGUGUUCGUGGCCUACGACGACGACAAGGUCUACACCUACGCCCUGCACAAAACCACCGUCCACGGCCCCCAGGUGGCCCUGGUGGGCAGCACGGCCCUGCCCUUCUCCCUGAAGCCCCUGCUGCUGUACAACGGAGAGCUCACCUGCCAGACGCCCAGCGGCAAGACCAGCGAGGUGGCCCUCAGCACCCACGCCUUCCUCAGGGCCCCCCCCGCCCCCGCCCCCGCCGCCGCCUCCGAGGGCCCCGCCGCGCUGGGGGCCCCGGAGAGGAGCGCGCUGCUGGCCCAGGCCCUGCUGCUCAAGAGGCUCCCCGAGGCCUGGGCCCUGUGUAAGGCUGGCGGGGGGGAGGAGGACUGGGCGGCCCUGGGGCGGGCCUGCCUGGUCCACAUGGAGGUGGAGCUCGCCCUCCAGGUGUUCCGCUCCAGCGGCAACGUGGGCAUGGUGCUGUCCCUGCAGGACAUCCAGGGUAUAGAGGACAGGAAUCUGCUUGCGGGACACUUGGCCAUGUUUCUGAACGACUACAACCUGGCACAGGACCUGUACCUCUCCUCUAGCUGCCCUGUGGCCGCCCUGGAGAUGAGGCGGGACCUGCUGCACUGGGACAGCGCCCUGCUGCUGGCCAAGAGGCUGGCCGAGGACCAGAUCCCCUUCAUCUCCCGGCAGUACGCCGCGCACCUGGAGUUCAUCGGGGACUACGUCAACGCCCUGGCCCACUACGAGAAAGGCCUGACCCAGGACGCCGAGUUCCAGGAGCACGACGAGGCGUGCCAGGCGGGCGUGGCCCGGGCGUCCAUCCGGAUGGGGGACAUCCGGAGGGGGGCGGCCCAGGCCAUCAAGCACCCCAGCAGGACCCUGAAGAAGGAGUGCGGGGCCAUCCUGGAGGGCAUGAAGCAAUUCUCAGAGGCGGCUCAGCUCUACGAGAAAGGCCAGUACUACGACAAGGCAGCCUCCGUGUACAUCCGCUGCAAGAACUGGGCCAAGGUGGGGGAGCUGCUGCCCCAGGUCAACUCCCCUAAGAUCCACCUGCAGUAUGCCAGGGCCAAGGAGGCCGACGGAAGGUAUAAGGAGGCCGCCCUGGCCUACGAGAGCGCUAAGGACUGGGACAACAUGAUCAGAGUGCUGCUGGACCACCUCAACAGCCCGGAGGAGGCGGUCCGCGUCGUCAGGGAAACGCAGAGCAUCGACGGAGCCAAGAUGGUUGCCAGGUUCUUCCUGAGGCUCAGUGAUUACGGCUCAGCCAUCCAGUUCCUGGUGUUGUCUCAGUGCAACGACGAAGCCUUCCAGCUGGCACAGCAGCACGGCCAGAUGGACGUCUACGCCGACAUCAUCGGCCCUGACGCCACCCAGGAGGACUACCACAGCAUCGCUCUGUACUUCGAGGGCCUGAAGAAGCACCUGGAGGCGGGCCGCUUCUUCCUCAAGUGCGGCCAGCACAGCAGGGCCCUGAAGCACUUCCUGCAGUGCCCCAAUGCUGAUGACAGCCUGGCCAUCGAGAUGGCCAUCGAGACGGUGGGCCAGGCCCAGGACCUGUCUCUGACCAAUCAGCUGAUUGAUUACCUCAUGGGGGAGAGUGACGGCAUGCCCAAGGACGCCAAGUACCUGUUCCGCAUGUACAUGGCACUGCAGAGGUACCAGGAGGCCGCCCGGGCCGCCAUCAUCAUCGCCCGGGAGGAGCAGUGUGCAGGGAACUACCGUAACGCCCACGACGUGCUGUUCAGCAUGUACACAGAGCUGCAGACACAGAGGAUCAAGAUCCCCGCAGAGAUGGGGACCAACCUCAUGGUCCUCCACUCCUACAUACUGGUCAAGAUCCACGUGAAGAGGGGGGACCACCUGAAGGGGGCGCGCAUGCUCAUCCGCGUCAGCAACAACAUCAGCAAGUUCCCCGCACACAUCGUCCCCAUCCUGACGUCGGCGGUCAUCGAGUGCCACCGCGCCGGCCUGAAGAACUCGGCCUUCAGCUUCGCCGCCAUGCUGAUGAGGCCCGAGUACCGCAACAAGAUCGACGCCAAGUACCGCAAGAAGCUGGAGGCCAUGGUCAGGCGUCCGGACACGUCAGAGGUGGAGGAGGAGGCGACGCCCUGCCCCUGCUGCGGAGCCCAGCUGCCCCAGAACGAGCUGAUGUGCGGCUCCUGCAAGAACAACCUGCCCUACUGCAUCGCCACGGGUCGUCACAUGCUCAAAGAGGACUGGGCUGUGUGUCCGCACUGUGAAUUCCCCGCGCUCUACUCCGAAUUCGUUCUGUUGUUGGAGACGGAGAGUGCGUGCCCCAUGUGCUCCGAGACGCUGACGGCCAGCCAGGUGAAGAAGAUCCCAGAUUGCUCCAGUUACUUACAGCCUCAGGAAGAGGAGCCAUGAAAACAAAAAGACGAACACAGCUGUGUACUCUAGCUGUUAAAGUCACUGAUCGGUUUUGUCUGGGUGUGUAUGUAUAUUGAAAACGUAGUUUUCCAGCCUCAGUAAUGAGGAUGGUGAAUAUUAUAUUCCGGAAAAGCAAUAACUUAUGUACAUAAUAAUUUGUAUCAUUUAAUUAAAAAGGAUUCUCUUGUUUUGAC